Molecule: messenger RNA, 5038 nt
Organism: Gamsiella multidivaricata
Lineage: Eukaryota; Fungi; Mortierellomycota; Mortierellomycetes; Mortierellales; Mortierellaceae
Product: fungal-specific transcription factor domain-containing protein
Exons: 6
Coding region: 82-4890 (1602 amino acids)
Biological process (GO): DNA-templated transcription; regulation of DNA-templated transcription
Cellular component (GO): nucleus
Molecular function (GO): DNA-binding transcription factor activity, RNA polymerase II-specific; zinc ion binding; DNA binding
Source: RefSeq, a predicted model, not a curated record
CCAGAUACCUACCUAUUUAUCCUACCAUCAUCAAAACAACAGCAUCAACAAAAACAACAACCGCAGCUGCGCUGUCCAACCAUGACUGUCCCUCCACAGACUCCCUUUCAGUUUCAACAUGCUACACACCCUGCUACCACGAGCGCUUACCAGGAUGCGAUCAUGAAGGCAAGCACAGCCCCAGCAGAUCCGUCACUUCUUAACGGCACUUCAGGAUCCAAGAAGCAAAAGACGACGCCCCCAUGCGAUCGGUGUAGACAAAGAAGGAUCAGAUGCGAUCGACUGGAGCCCGUAUGCUCCUCAUGUAUAAAGUACAAGGCCACAUGUGUCCGCACUGCCUUCCCAGCCGGAGCCCCCCUCUCCACUGUCUCUGUCGAAGCCAUUGGUGGAGUAGGUCAUAGGGCCUUGCCCUCUGGCAAGAGAGACCGACACCUUACGGAGACCGAGAUUCUCGACUCCUGCCUGCGCGAUGUCAGGUCCAUGCAAAUGAACCGAUUGCGACGUAUCGAGCAGUUCUUUGAUCGACUCGGUAUUGACGAGACGCGUCUUGAUGAGGUUGGCUGGCUGACCGAGCAGAUCAAGGCACAGCAGGAGAGCGUACAAGCUCCUACAGGCAUCGCUUAUCAUCCAGAAGAGGUGAUGGAGAACCUUGGUGCCCACGCAUCCACAUCUUGGAUUCGUCAAUUAAUGCCUUUGCUCCAGGCGACAAAGCGCGUGCAGCAGAUUCCCUCGACUGCAGAUCUAUAUCACAGGUUGACGCCGACAUUGACUUCCACUAAGGCUUUGCAGGCGACAUUGUCGGAGUCUGGCCAAUUUCUGUGUCCCGCACCCAAGCCGACACCUUUCCCUGCCCGCGUUCCACUGUCAAUCUUGAACAAGACCAUGUUUGAACUGUCAGUAUACGACUGCACGCAAUACUUGGGCCCGGUGGCAGGAACCAAGGCUACGUCCUGGAGCGAAGAAAUGCGUUUCCCUCUUCCCUGGCUUGUCCCUGAACCGCAUGUCCAAGACUCCAUGCUAGUUUUGCCUUCAAUCGAUCAAAUGCUUGAGCUGAUUGAGUGGAUGAUCCAGAGUCCGCUCUACGUUUACUUUCCUAUUCUCACCAAGGCAUGCAUACUGAAUGCAUUGUCCACCGCUCUGCCACCAUCUGACGCCAUCUCUGUAGACCAAGAGCUUGCAAGGGAGGACAGCGCACUGCCGCAUCGCAUCACAGGGCGCGUGAGCGCCGUUUUUUUGCUGAAUGCCAUUAUGGCAUUGGGAGCUGCAUACCGUUCAGAUGCUAUCAAGCAAAAUCUGCCCCACAAACUUCUCAGCGGUCCCAACGCUAGAGAGAGGACAUUCCCCGACUUCCAGUUGCUUUUCGACAGGAGUCGUGCGCUUACCGUAUACAUUAUGGACCAACCGCGAGUUUCGACUCUUCAAGGGCUUCUCCUUCUCAUGAAGUGCCCAACCAUCCCUGGCAUCCAGAAUUUAUACCGCGAGCAGGCUUGUGCCAUGGCACUCUCACUCGGCCUCCAUCGAGAUCCUGAGCCAUGGACACUCUGUCGCUCGGUCAUUCAGCUCCGCCGCAACAUUUUCUGGUGCUGCUAUGUGAUCGACGCCUCGUACAGUCUUAACUCGAGUACUCCCGAACGAUUCCCCGAUGACUACAUCACGAUUGGUCUUCCAACGCUCCCCUCGAUCGAAAACGGUGAUGAUAUUGGUGAGAUUGAAGCAGAGAAGGAGACGAGGCGUAUCGGUUUCUUGAUUGAGCAGGCUAAGUUGUGGAGGAUCGUCAAGAAGAUUCGCCGCUGUGGACAGACCUCUAAUAAGUCCUCUGAGAGCUACUGCGAGGGAGCUAACUUGUUCCGCCACGAAAACAGCAGCGCUCCAUCACCGGCGACCAGCUUUUCGCCCCCAUUCUCUAAUCAAGCAAAUGGCACCACAACCCAGACGCCAUAUCAGUUUGGAUCCACCAAGUCAUCACAGGCGCAACUUUCUUGGGUCUGGCGUGCGGAUUCUGCGCGUAGGAUUUUGGACGUGGAGCUUGCCCAGUGGCAGAUGGAGCUGCCCCAGGACCUUCGAUUCGACGUUGCUCUGACACGCAAAGAUGAUCCUUGUCCCUUUGCUGUGAGAGUCAAUGGCCUUGGAGCGAUGUUGCAGAUCAUCUUCAACGAGGUGUUGAUUCUCCUCCAUCAUCCGUUCUUGGUUCUUGCGGGCUCGCAGAGUCAGCUUAAAUCAGAGCAAAGCAUGCAAGAGCUCGGUCAUCAUUUAAAAUCGCAUUCAAGCACAGGCUCCACCAAAAGUCCUCGCUCGCGUAGGUCAAGCUCUGUCUCGAGAUCUUCCACCUCUUCGAGCGCACCCGGAGGCAUGACCCUUACCGAGGAUGGCUUGAACAGUGCAGCUCGCUCCCUGCCUCCAUUCCUUAACAGCUGCACAAAGGCUGCCGAAGCCAUCACAUUUCUUAUCGACCAUCUCUUACGCACCACUCCAGAGUGGAUCGUAUGCCAUAACGAAGUCGAGUCCGCCCUCCACUUUGCUGAGCGCGUCCACACUCUUAAUGUCACAAUAGCCGGCAACAGCGACGCCUUGGACGUCGCCCAGAAAGUCCCCAGCUAUGCUGCCCAUGUCAAUGGCCAGCAUGCAAGGUCUCAGUUGAGGAAGACACGAGCCCUUCGAAGAACGGUCGGCGAACUUGAUCAAUUCACGAUGUCCUCGGGAUAUAGGCCCGAGUUUAUGACGAAGGAGAUGCUGAUUCGGGGUCAUGCUCGCGAGAGACUGGCACGCAGCAUAAGACAGAUGUUUACUCACAAGCGUGGACCAAACUACUAUCGGCUCCCCAGAAGCCCACCAGAGACAGAUUCACUUGUUGACAGGAACCAACAUGAAGUUACAGAGGGUGGAACGGGCCAGGAUCAUUUGGAGAUGCGACUUUCGUUCUAUGACCAAAGGAUUUGGAUUCGAUAUUAUAAUGUUCGCAUCAAGGAUGGACUUGAGUCCAAGAACGGAACCGAGAGCUGGCUGGAGAUUCUCAACCCAUAUACCCCUCCAGCCGAGCUCGAUGUCGACACUGACGGGGAGGACGAGAGUGACGCCGUCCCACAUUCGAUCGGCUACUCUUCGGCCGAUGACCUGAUGAUGUCUACAUACGAGAGCGUGGACUUCGGGAGAAGAAUAGAUUCAAAAGUGGAAAAAGUUGGUUCCCGAGAUGGCAACGAUGGGUCGAUGGACCCACCGCAGUCGUCCUCAACGGCGUUGAUGGAACUGUUCAGCAACCCCAACCCCUCGGGACUUGUGAACUUUACGGAUAUCGUCGGAGGAUCACCUUACUAUCCGAACCAGCAGCAAUUUACCAGCAAGAAGGAAUUUGGGAAGGACUACGGAGUGAUUGAACCUGGAUUCGACAUGCCCAUCUAUUACAGGAGUCCAUUUGUGCCCGAGAAUGUAUCUCUCGAUGACUUCGACAGAAUCGAACCCCCAAUGUCACUCGAGGGCUCCUCUCAGGAACAGCCACAGUCUCCGGAUAUGUUCCAGCCUCAGCAGCAUCUUCGAGGGUUCCGCGUCGGUUCUAACGGAUCCCAGCAGGCGGAUGAAUCCUAUCCUCAACCAUCAUAUCAACUGCAGCGACCUGCUUUCGAGGCACGAACAUCUUCCACCGUCGGUAUGAACCCUGCCGUAUCUUCGCCACCAUUCUCUACACCCGCGUCGCCCAGCCUGACAACAACAGAGGGAACCAUGGGCCUGGGAUUAUUGGCGACCCCGACAUCGCUGGCUUUGCAAAUCCCAAUCACCCUUAGCGGAGGGACGUACAUGAACCUCCUUCAUCAACAGUUUCCUAACCAACACAUCCCCGUUCAGUCCCUUCAACAACAGCAACCGCUCAAUGCCUCCUCCUUGAAUGCAAUCCAUCAGAAUCUCCGACAGCCCUUUUACGGUAUGCCCGUAGGCGGAUUCAUGGCCCCAUCUUUGCAUUCGUUGCCGGAGAUCGACAGGAGCGCCAACGGUCAGCGAUCUGCAACCAUACAGUCAGGCAACUUCCUUGUCACGACCUCAACUUCAGGGCAGCAACAACAGCACCAGCAGUCUCCAGUAUCUGCCACGUCCUGGACUUUGGAUGGCCAGGCUACUCAGGGUUCAUCCUCGUACAUGGGCACGUCGGAGCCUCUGUCCCCAACCGUACCUUCUUCGAUCAACUCUUCUGUCCCACCAUCUCCCAUGACACAAUCGUCUCUCCGAAUGAUGCUCUCACCCACCACCACUGAGGCGCUGCAUACCAUCUCAAACAGACUGAACUCCUGGGAUGGUCUCUCGGGACCCAAAACCGACACGCAGAUGGACUAUCCCAAUACCACCAGCGUCAAUUCCAGCUUGACACAACACACCGGAGGCGCUCAGUUCGCCAAUGGCUGGUCCUCUGCUUCCUCGACAUCCGAGCUAAUGACAGGCACCAACAACAGCACACCAAGGUCCAGCGUGCCUAGCGAUGGUGGUGUUGGCAAUGGCAGGAGUGGUUCGACGGCGUUUUUGACAGAUGUGGGCAAUUCAACCUCCCACAACACCGUCAACCCGUUGGCGAGAACGGCAGAGCAUCUGAUGGAUGGUAUCGAGGCAGGUCCCUCGACGUCGCCGACUUCUGCUAGUCUUUUACACGGUGGAAACCACAUCAGUCAUCAUCGUCACCAGGUCUCUGCAGUCCCGGAAGCGCACUUUGCGAACUUUACUACGAAUUUGAAUCCUGAGGACCCUGCUCGAUUCUAUCGACCUCAACAGGAAGUAGGGAGUGAAAUCAAGGACGGAAUGCCCACGGCAAGUACAUGCGCUGGUGCCGGAGCUGGUGAUAUUGAUACAGCGCUGGCUAUGCACAACAGAGGCAUGGCACCUGCGAUUGGGGGAGCAGGCAGACGUACGUAGGAGAAGAGUUUCGUCCGACGAUGUGCCCUUGCGCUUGGAUAUUCAUCUGUGCCAAAGCAAGUUUAUUAUCUCAUCCUACUAUCCACUAUAGUAUUUAAUAGUAAUGCCGGAAGAAAUAAAAGUUCAUCAUCUUCCUAUAUAUCAAGCU